This is a messenger RNA of Aethina tumida (small hive beetle), 1869 nucleotides long. RefSeq names its product large neutral amino acids transporter small subunit 1. The coding region runs from base 228 to 1652 and encodes 474 amino acids. Gene Ontology annotation, cellular component: membrane. The record is from RefSeq and is a predicted model, not a curated record. Gene Ontology annotation, biological process: amino acid transmembrane transport. Gene Ontology annotation, molecular function: L-amino acid transmembrane transporter activity. NCBI's taxonomy places the organism in Eukaryota, Metazoa, Arthropoda, Insecta, Coleoptera, Nitidulidae. The transcript is spliced from 8 exons.
CAACCCCUGUCAUCCACCACGUGACCGUGUAGGGCGCGAAGAGCGAACGGGUCCGGCUUAUUGAUCCGCAGCAUCCCGCGAGUACGCGUCGUCCUGUCCGCGCCGAAUCUUUGCCGCGGAGGACACACGGGGCGAAGGCGAACCGCCGCCGUCAGACCGCGUUCAGUCAGACAACGUGCUCGCCUAAGACCAGCCAGCCAGCCAGCCACCGACCACCCGCCGCCGCCAUGGAGGACGAGCCCAAGAAGGAGGACGAGAUCACCCUCAAGCCGAAGAUGACGCUCAUCAACGGGGUGACCGUCAUCGUCGGCAGCAUCAUCGGCUCCGGCAUCUUCGUAUCGCCGUCCGGCGUGCUCAAGCACACCGGAAGCGUCAACGUCAGUCUCAUCGUGUGGACUGUUUCCGGAAUUUUUUCCAUGGUUGGUGCGUACUGCUACGCUGAACUGGGAACCAUGAUCAGAAAGAGCGGCGCCGAUUACGCUUACAUAAUGGAGACUUUCGGCCCGUUCGUGGCCUUCAUCCGUCUCUGGAUCGAGUGCAUGAUAGUGAGACCCUGUUCCCAAGCCAUAGUGGCACUCACCUUCAGCCAGUAUGUUAUGAAGCCCUUCUUCCCCGAAUGCGACGCUCCCGAUAAUGCUGCAAGACUACUGGCGGUCUGGUGUAUUUGUGUUUUAACAUUCAUAAAUUCCUACGACGUGAAGUGGGCGACUUGGGUCCAAGACAUCUUCACGUACGCCAAACUCCUGGCAUUGUUUAUCAUUAUUGCUGCCGGAGGUUACCAACUGGCCCUUGGUCACACGGAGCACUUUUCAUUCAUCAACACAAAGAGCGAAGUCACAUCUCUGGCUUUAUCAUUCUAUUCCGGCCUGUUCGCCUACAAUGGCUGGAAUUACUUGAAUUUUAUCAUCGAAGAACUGAAAGAUCCAGUCAGGAAUCUGCCUUUAGCCAUAGCAAUAUCAUGUACACUAGUUACAAUAGUCUACGUGUUGACCAACGUUGCCUUCUACACGACCUUAGCACCCAUCGAAAUCUUGGGAUCCAAAGCUGUGGCGGUCACAUUCGCCAACCAAUUGUUCGGACCAUUUGCCUGGACCAUACCAGUGUUCGUUGCCAUGUCCACCUUUGGAGCAGUCAAUGGAAUCCUCCUCACCUCCUCCAGGUUAUUCUACUCGGGCGCCUGCAACGGUCAAAUGCCCGAGCUAUUGACCAUGAUCCAGUCCCAAAGAAUGACGCCAGCACCUUCAGUAUUAACAAUGGCAUUGUUAUCGAUGUUGUACCUGACAGUGUCAGACAUCGAAGCUCUAAUUAACUACGUAGGAUUUGCCACAUGGCUGAGCAUUGGAGUGGCAGUGCUGUGUUUGCCUUGGCUUAGAUGGAAACAACCGGACCUGGAACGGCCCAUAAAAGUUAGCUUGUUCUGGCCCAUCCUGUAUUUGCUGUGCACCAUAUUCGUGACGGUGGUUCCAAUGGUGGCCAGUCCUUACGAAACUGGAACUGGUUGUCUAAUGAUUCUGUCAUCGGUGCCGGUUUAUUUCGUUUUCAUCCACUGGAAGAACAAACCCCUUUGGUUCCAAAGAGGCAUCAACAAUACGACGAUGUUCCUGCAAAAGCUCCUGGUUGUGGUUGGCAAGUCGAAGGCUGCGAAGUUAUAGACAUAUCGUAUGGGCUCUAAUCUUCACUGCCUAUUGUAAAGAAAAUUAGUGUAAAAAGUUAAAUUUAAGCCAAAGAUCAAUUUUAGAGUUAAAUGUGUACAGGCAGGCUAGUUUUCUUUUACAAUAAGCUUAAGAACUUGGUCGCCUACAUCGACAAUAAUUGUUUGUAAGCAUAAAAAAGUACCUCAUGUAGAAAUAAACAUGUUACGAAAUAUUA